UUGGGUUGCAGUUCCCGCACUGGGGCGUCAGAUCUCCUGAUGGCAGGACACCGCACCACAUUUACCAUGCAGCAUGUCAUGGGUAUGCCCUGCGUGUUGGUGCGGAGCGGCCUCCUUGGAAGGGACCUCUUUAUGAUCAGGACUCUCUGCAGCCCAGGCCCUAGCCAGCCCAGAGAGAAAGGACCUGAGGAUGUGGCCCUGGGGCUGUACCACCGCCUCACAGCUCUGGGAAGAGCCCUGGGGCACAACAUUCGGCAGCGAGCGUCCUCCACGGCCACGACAUGGUGGGACAGAUAUGAAGAGUUUGUCGGACUCAGUGAGGUUCGAGAGGCCCAGGGAAACGUGACUGAGGCAGAGAAAGUGUUCAUGGUGGCUCGAGGGCUUGUCCGAGAGGCUCGGGAGGACUUGGAAGUUCACCAGGCCAAGCUGAAGGAGGUGAGGGACCGCUUGGACCGCGUCUCCAGAGAGGAUAACCAGUACCUAGAACUGGCUACGCUGGAGCACCGGAUGCUGCAGGAGGAGAAGAGGCUUCGUGGAACCUAUCUGCGUGCUGAAGACUCGGAGCGAGAGAAGUUCUCCCUCUUCUCUGCAGCUGUGCGGGAAAGUCACGAGAAGGAGCGCACUCGAGCUGAGAGGACCAAGAACUGGUCCCUCAUUGGGUCAGUCCUGGGGGCCCUGAUUGGUGUGGCUGGCUCCACCUAUGUGAACCGUGUGCGGCUACAGGAGCUGAAGGCCUUGCUCUUAGAGGCACAGAAGGGGCCUGUGAGCCUCCAGGAGGCCAUCCGAGAACAGGCAUCCAACUACUCCCUCCAGCAGAGGGACCUCCACGACCUCAUGGUGGACCUAAGGGGCCUGGUACAAGCUGGGCCCGGGCAGAGCUCUGUGGCCCAGGCAGGUGCUUCCCCCACCCGAGACAGAGAUGCAGAUGUCCUUUCAGCCACCUUGAAAGAGCAGCUCAGCCAUUCCAGGCAGGUCCGUUCCUGUCUAGAGGGUUUACGAAAGCGGCUUGAUGACUUGGAAAAGACUUUCAGCCAAACGGCUGAGUUGGUUCAGCUUGCAAAGGCUGCAGUGCAUCCGGGCCUGGUGGAGCCAGCAGAUGGGGCUCUGCCUGGCUCCUUGCUGGAGCAGGGGAGCAUGAUCCUGGCGCUGUCGGACAUGGAGCGGAGGUUGGAAGCCCAGGCCAACAGGAACACCAUCUGUAGCACGCUGGUCACCUCUGUGACAUUGGUGGCCGCACUGCCUGUGCUCUACAUGCUGUUCAGGGCCAGCUAGCCCCUGGAACCCCCUCCAGAGGCCCUGAGGGGAUAGGUGUGGAUAUGGAUUUAGUUAGGGAAUCCCAACAAUGAAGUGAGCCUUCGGGGUGCACGCAACCUCAACCUGAGGCUGAGCGCCGUCUGUGUGGCUCACCAGCAGGCAUACUUUGCUCUUUAGAGAAUGCUCAUUUAUGCUAAUUAUCAAAACUGUGUGCUAAUGUCCAAUUAAAAUGUCUUUGGGUUUGUGUUAUUUAAAGUAA
This is a messenger RNA of Odobenus rosmarus divergens (Pacific walrus), 1513 nucleotides long. It is a transcript of the gene CCDC51, whose product is annotated as coiled-coil domain containing 51. The record is from RefSeq and is a predicted model, not a curated record. NCBI's taxonomy places the organism in Eukaryota, Metazoa, Chordata, Mammalia, Carnivora, Odobenidae. Bases 40 to 1272 code for a protein of 410 amino acids. The transcript has 4 exons.